ACUGUCUUAAGAGCAUUGAGCUCCAGGUUGUUGCAAUGGCACCAGGACGCCAGCUGUGUCACCACCUGUCUGUAAGCAGAUUCCUCCCCAUCCUGGAUCAGUCCAAUCAGGGUUGUGUCAUCUGCAAACUUUGGAAGCUUGACAGAGGAGUCUGUGGAGGUGCAGUCAUUGGUGUAGAGAGAGUAAAGGAGAGGGGAGAGUACGCAGCCUUGCGGCGCUCCUAUGCUGAGGGUCUGCGGAUCUGAGACGAGCUUUCCUAGCCUCACAUGCCUGUCUGUCAGGAAGUUGGUGAUCUACUGACAGAGGGGUUCAGGCACUAUCAAUUGGGAGAGUUUGGAGUGUAGUAGCUCUGGCACAAUGCUGUUGAAUGCAGAGCUCAAAUCCACAAACAAAAUCCUUGCAUGGGGUCCCCUGGUGGUCUAGGUGCUGGAGGAUGAAGAGCAGGCCUCGGUUGACGGCAUCAUCCACUGAUCUAUUUGCCCCUAUGCAAACUGCAGGGGGUCCAGCAGGGGAUUUGUGAUAUUUUUCAGGUGGGCCAGCACAAGUUUUUCAAGGGUCUUCAUGACUACAGAUGGUCAGUGCGACAGCUUCUGUAAAAAAUGUCAGUUGUCUCUAAUGUUAGGAUAGUGCUCGCAUGCGGGUAGAUAGCUGGUCUGCGCGGACUGGGUGGGCUGAAGGGCCUGUUUCCGCGCUGUUAUCUGUAAAGUAAAAUUAUGCCCGCCUGCAUGAGACUUUCCUUGGCCGCCUGCUGCCGGUGAACCAAGCAAUUAGCAGAAGACACAGGGCGCAUGUGCACUUUCACUUUCACUUUUCCCCGGACUUGCCCUUGGCUCUGGCAAGGAAGCGGAGUGAAACUGACCGACUGACACUUAUUUGUUGCCGGCGCCGCCGCCGCCGCCGCGGCUCGUACAUCCCGUGGGCUGUGAAAUUAACACGUGAAACUGACCGAGUGAUACUUUGCUGCCACCGCCGCUCAGUCUGAUACAUCCCUCGCUGUGAAACUGCCCGGUUGAUACAUUGUUGCCGUCGUCCAAACUGAUACAUCCGCGGCACGUGAAGCUGCCACUUUGUAUCCAAGUGCCUGUGUUCGAGCAGCGACAUGAGUAGAUACAGCAAACAAGAAGUUUAUCAAAACUUUCUGGACUUUUAUCAGAAAGCGCUGGCCUCGGGCAACCUAUCUCCCUGCACCGGAGAGGAGCAGGUGCUCCAGGGCAGACUCUUCCUCAAUUCUGUGACCGGCACGGGACACCGCUUCCAGUUCCUGGACUUCUACCGCCUGGCCUUGGAUUUGAUUGAAUCCAAGGACAGUCAAGACUUGGAGGAAGAUGGUUUUCGAGGUCUGAGCAAAGCCUUCGAAUUGCUGGAGAUGUUGGCCGUCAAUUUGUACAUGUGGCCCUGGCGGAAGGAGAUCAAGUCGAUCAAGACUUUCACUGGAGCCUUUGUGUACUUCAUCCAACCGGUGUUCCCUCCUGGAGUUCUGCGGGAGAUUUUGGAGAAGUUGGGCUACGUUCAGAAAGGAGGCAGCGAGUUUGUGAUGGCGGGGGAGGUGAACGAGGAGGCGGUUAGACAGCUCGGCUUUGAAUUCUUCUUGGCCAGGGCAGAGUGCGAGGUGAUGCAGGAGAUGCUGGGACAGGCACCUGCUCGGAGGCUCCAGGACAUCGUCCAGCUGAGGUGCGGGGAGUCAGUGAGGCAGGACGACGGUGGGAAGCGACUCGGCUGUGGCUCCGCAGGGGCCGGCGAAGGGGCCGGAUCGGGGAACGAGGGGGCCUCACAGUCCGAUGAGUUCCCCACCCCGCUCCACUUCCCUGACCAUCCCUUGCCCCUGGCAGAGACCAAUGCAGGUGGGAUCUUUGAGCUAGAGGCACGGGGUCCAAAGAACGACCCAUUAACAUCGUUGCUGCCAGACAGCAUUGACCUGUACAGCGAUACCGUCGUGGGAGGAGAUCGGAGAUAUCUGCCAGACAUGGCGGCUUGUUUGAGUCCCGGUGAGUUGGGGCAGUGCAAUUCCCUUCUGGUUCUGGAUAAAUCGCUGGUGGACAAUGCCCGGGCGGAAACACUGGGGAAACUCUCACCUCGACUGAAUCUCUACUCCAGUUCAAUCCUCCUCGACAACUGUCUGGAUGGUCGGCCUUCCAAUUUGAGUGCGGGCAACAUUCCCGAUGGGAGGCCUCUGAGGAAGACGGACAACGACGCCAUGGACCAGAAACCAGCAAUCAAACAGGAAUACCCCGAUGAGAAGAGGUCAGGGAAAAGCCCUCAGAACAAGUCGUCUCCGAAGUGCAGUGGGUUCACGAGUGGGACGGGCAACAGUCAGAAGAGGGAAUGUGUUUCGGCUGUGGAGAUACAGUUGAAGAACAUGGAGUUGGAGAUGCUGUCCUAUCCCACAGCGGAGACCGUUGGGCCGGCGAUGCCACGUCCGAUGGGUGACUUUGCAUCCUCAGAGUCACAGGGCCCAGGGCGGAGUCCACGGGAUCCCCCAGGGGCCAGAGUGCUUUGGUUGAACCAGCGGCCCCAAGACCUCCAGACCUGCCAGCGCCCUGGUGUGGCCGAGUGCUGCUUGUGUUCCCCCGUGGAGAUAGUCACCGGGCAGCCGCUGAUGGAUGGCCCCGAGUUCGGGCGCAGCUCGGCUCAGGAGAGCGGGGGCAGCGUUGUCCGUGAACCGCCGCAGUCCUUCUACAUCCCACCCGGCAGCCUGGAGAGCCGGUCGCUCCUCGCCCCUUCCCAAGACCCCCGGACCCCCCGCCCCUGCCCCGACUGCCUCCGGGAACACCUUCACGAGCAGGAGCUGGUGAUCGGAGGCAGCGGUGAUCCCUACAUCUACGUGAGUAAGCUGGCGGGGCAGGGCACGGACGGCGAGGGCUGGUCCACCAGGUGCAACCACUACGAGGAGGACGUGUAGACAACGCCCUUCCAUCGGGAACUCUCUCCAUGACGGAGCCAGUCUAUGUUCUCAGGAGGCGUCAGCUCAGCUAAUCCUGCCCGGCUUCUUCCUACUUCCCGCACCAAGGGCCAGGGAGCAUCAAAUCAACCAGGGCUUCCAAUCCUGCUCCCCAGCAGUCAACGCUCUAUCAGCGAUGCUUGCCAGCGAAGAUUAGUUAACCUGCUGCCAGAUAGUGCUCAGGUGGCUGAAGGUUCGAAUGAAAGUCGGUGGAGCAAGUGAAGCAUCUCCACAACAACCUGCGGGGUUGCGUGAAGCCAAUCACUGCCAAAUAACCAGUGUGCCUCCAACCUUAAACCCAAUCACCCAACUCUCCUCGCCACCCGCCCCUACUGCCUUUACCUGUAUCCACAUUUCGUUCCCAGGAGGUAAAUGCAGAUGUUGGUUUACACCAAAGAUAGACACAAAGUGCUGGAGUAACUCAGUGGGUCAGGCAGCAUCUCUGGAAAAAAUGACGUUUUGCGUCGGAACCCUUCCACACACACACAGAGCCUGAAGAAUGAUUCCGACCUGAAUCGAUCGAUGCUCCGUGUGGACUUGAUGGGCCGAAGGGCUUGUUUCCGUGCCGUAUCCCCAAACUACACAAAAGAAGGUGUAGAUAGAGGUAGUUAAGAGGCUUUUAGAUAAGCGCAUGGAUAUGCAGGGGGCUGGAGGGAUGUGGGUCACGUACAGGCAGAGAAGAGUUGCUCUUGGCAUCAUGCUCAGCACUGACAUUGGGCCGAAUGGCCUGGUCCCGUGCCUUACGUGUAACUCCAUGGAUCAGGCAGCAUCUCCAGCCGACCUGCUGAGUUUCCCCAGCACUCUGUGUUUUGUUUCAGUGAAGAGAUGGUUUGUGUCAGCACGCGAGGUGGAUGGACACGUAUGUAUUGGGUGCACAUGUAUGUGUGUGUGUGUGUGUGACAUGGUGAGCAUACAAACCAACCUGGGACGGACUCAACUCUGCUGCAAUGCUCUGUACCUUGUUAAUGCUACUUUGAUCAAAGAAUAAAAUAUCAGGUGAACCU
Leucoraja erinaceus (little skate) is the source of this 3942-nucleotide messenger RNA. RefSeq lists its product as uncharacterized. The record is from RefSeq and is a predicted model, not a curated record. Gene Ontology annotation, cellular component: cytoplasm. The transcript has 2 exons. The coding region runs from base 1100 to 2899 and encodes 599 amino acids. Lineage: Eukaryota; Metazoa; Chordata; Chondrichthyes; Rajiformes; Rajidae.